Hordeum vulgare subsp. vulgare (domesticated barley) is the source of this 3181-nucleotide messenger RNA. Its product is annotated as TORTIFOLIA1-like protein 2. The record is from RefSeq and is a predicted model, not a curated record. The transcript has 8 exons. Gene Ontology annotation, cellular component: microtubule. Lineage: Eukaryota; Viridiplantae; Streptophyta; Magnoliopsida; Poales; Poaceae. Gene Ontology annotation, molecular function: microtubule binding. The coding region runs from base 324 to 2828 and encodes 834 amino acids.
AAUCCGCGCUGCUGCUGGUAGUAGUAGUAGUGGUGGUGGUGGUGCCUGCCAGUCUCUCUCCUUCUCCUCUGGGCGGAUCGGAGGCUUGUGCUUGUCCCCAGGCAGGCAGCUCUCGCCGGCGGAGAGCGAGCGGGCCGGCCGGACGGACGGACGGACGGACGGAGAGCGCGCCACCGCCGCCGCUGGAUCAAGCCAUGGGUGGUGCCGGACCUACCACCUCCAGCCCUCACCCCCAUGGGAAGAUGAAGGCAUCCGCCCCCUUCUGCACCAGCCACUGAGACCGACCCCCGCCAGCUCGUCGCCGCACCGCUUCUUCCGCCGGGAUGAAGUCCAGCACGGCCGCCCCGUCCAAGGGCAAGGCGGCGUUCGAGCUCAAGCACAAGCUCGUCCAAGCCCUCAACAAGAUCGCCGACAGGGACACCUACCAGAUCGGCCUCAGCGAGCUCCAAACCACCGUCGACGCCCUGGCCCCGGACAUGGUCGGCCCCUUCCUCUCCUGCGUCAUCGACACCGACGCGGACCAGAAGAGCGCGGUGCGCAAGGAGUGCGUCAAGGCGAUCGGCGCGCUGGCGCGGUCGCACGGGGCCCUGCUGGCGCCGCACAUGCCCAAGGUGGUCACCAGCGUCGUCCGACGCCUCAAGGACGCCGACUCCGUCGUCAGGGACGCGUGCGUCGACACCUGCGGCACCCUCUCGGCGUGCGCCAGGGAGUUCGGCGACGGCGGCGCCGCGCUCGUCGCGCUGGUGCGGCCGCUGUUCGAGUCGCUGGGCGAGCAGAACAGGUAUGUCCAGGCCGGGGCCGCGCUCUGCCUGGCCAAGGUCAUCGAUGAGAGCAGCUACUUCCCUGGCCCUGUUCUGCCACAGAUGCUCCUUCGUGUUGUUAAGAUCCUCAAGAACCCGCAUUUCAUGGCCAAGCCCGCGGUGAUCGAGCUGCUCAGAAGCAUUGUUCAGGCUGAAGGUGCUUCUACAGAGCAGGCUUUAUCAUCAGCACUAACAAGUAUUAUGGAUUCCCUGAAGAGUAGUGACUGGACUACAAGGAAAGCAGCUUCUCUAGCUCUUUCAAGUAUCGCUGUCAGCUCUGGGUAUUUGGUUGCGUCUUUCAGAACUUCAUGCCUUCGAUCCCUUGAACGUUGUAAAUUUGACAAGGUAAAACCGGUGCGUGAUGCUAUUACCCAUGCCAUUCAGUUGUGGAAAGCUAUCCCAGGGUCUGAGACUCCUGAACCUUCAGAAGCUGGAUCAUCCACAAAAGAAAACUUCUUUGGUGACCAUAAUGAUGCAAGAAGUGUACAUGAUGGUGGAUCAAGAGCAACUUCUUUUAGGAGAGUUGAUCCUACACCUUCAGCAUCUGUUGUCAGUGGCAGUUCUAUCACUUCUGUAAAGAAGAGAUCCCCGUUGUCUGUCAACAAGACACCUCAAAACAAUGCCUCAAAUCAGCAGCAUUUGAAGUCAAGUGACUGGCAUGUGGAGAUAUCAGUCCCUAAGCAGAAUACAGUGCCAGAUCUUGGGAAAAAGGGAUAUGGCAGCAACCGCAUGUUGAAAUAUGCAAAAGGAAGUCCUUAUGGAAUUGUAGAUGAAGACAUCAAGUCUGACUAUGACCCUAUGGAUGACAAACAAGAAUGCUCCUCUUUAUCAGAAGUAGCCAGCAGGAGCUAUGAGACGAAGCAUGUCACCUCUGCUCUGGAAGUCACUGAAGAUUGUGACCCCUCGCAAGUUAGUGAGCUUUGCCCUGGGGCUCUAGAAAUCAAGAGCAUAGACUCCACUGUUACAGAUGUCACUUCACAUGGCACUCAUGCCUGUUGUCUGAGUGCGACGAAAGAAUUAGCCCUUAUCAGGAAGCAACUACAAGAUAUGGAAAGGAAGCAAGCAAAUCUUUUUGAUCUUCUGCAGGAGUUCAUGACGAAUUCUGUGGAGAACAUGUCAGUGCUGAACUCAAAAGUGCACAAUUUGGAGUAUGCAGUAGACAAAACUGUGUAUACAAUUACUCAGAGUGAAAGCCGCUAUCAACUUCCUGGCUCCAAGGGUUUUAAGAACCAGAGUGUCUCUUCUUCGCCCAGGCUUUCUAAUUCGACACCCAGGUCAUCUGUCGAUGCCAACUUCAAGCCACCAACAAUUCCUCAUUUGAAACAAGAGAAGAAGUGGGCUCACGAUCUACCAUCGAAGGGCACAAGCACUUGCAUGAAAGAGGGUCAUGAAUUUCUGAAGAGCCAUGCCCGUAACAGAGUUAUGAAGCCUGGGGCUAGGAGCUCAGAGGAAAGUUACAUUCCAAGUUCAGUGAGUAGUCGAGCAUCAGGGAUCAAGGGGACCUUCCCAGUUCCAUUUACGAGUCCACGUGAUCAGCCUGAUCUGCGAAAUGCAUUGUGUGCUUCCAAUCAGGCUUGCGAGUUUCGCGGUGCUGACGGCAUGGAGCCUGCAUAUGCUGAAGCCCUUAGCUAUGGUGAUUAUGAUGAUCUGAUUGACCUGAUGGACAGAACUGGACCUGUUCUUGACAAGUUGUCGCGUGAAACGGGAAAUGAACUUUUGAGGGUUAUUGCUGACCAGUUCCUCGAUACAAAGCUAUUUGACUUGGCCCUACCUUGGAUUCAACAGGUAGUGGAUCUAAGCACAGUUUACAAGCCAAGCCAAGUCUUUGUAUCUGCGAGGGCACAAAGGGAGUUCCUUUCGGCACUGGAGGAAGUGGCAACCCGUGGAUCCACGGAACCAGCCAUCAGAAUCGCCAUCGUGCAGCUCGCAUUUAAACUGACCAAGGCUUGUGAGGCUGCUCCAUGCAGGAAAAUCUCAACCAGAGUGUCCAGGGGAAGCGAGUCCGUCGUCAUGGCCACUGCGAUCUGAAACACUUCUCCCAUGUGAUGUAAUCCUAGUGUGUGAUGAGGCAUCAAACAAUGCCCUUGCAGUGGUGUUCUAGUGAGAUCGUUUUCCUUUCUUGUCGCGACGACGUAUACUAGGUCUCGAUUAGCGUAUGCAAGAUCAGUGGUAGUGGUUUGCUAGCUAAACGUAUGUGUGUUUCAUGACGCCUCAGACGAGGUUGCGGUUUUAGCCUCUUUUUUCUUUUUUCUUUUCUUGAGCAUUCGUUGUAGUGCGUGUCAUUGUGUAUUAGAAGAACACCGAGAUGGCGCUAGCCGUUUUAGCCUUAUGUGUAGUUGCUCUUUUCAAGACAUAAUCAACGAGCUUGUGAGUUUAUGUCA